UCGGGCUACAGAGUUGUUAGGGGAGGAGACACCGGGAGGGAUUAUAAAGAGUCUGCUUCUGAGUUCAGUCAUCACACCUCUACUGGAAAACUCUGCUGCGCACAGCUGAAGAACUAGCCGACCGACAGCCGUUCAAGGAAUCAUGGCCAAGCGUGUUGCAGUCAUUCUGUCAGGCUGUGGAGUCUAUGACGGCACAGAGGUCCACGAGGCCUCUGCCAUCCUUGUCCACCUGAGUCGUGCAGGAGCAAAAGUGCAAAUGUUUGCUCCAAAUGCAGAUCAGAUGCAUGUUGUAAACCACUGCGAGGGGAAACCCACAGAAGAGAAGAGAAACAUCCUGCAGGAAAGCGCCCGUAUCGCCAGGGGUGAGGUCACUGAUCUGGCCAAGCUAGAUGUCUCAGCAUUUGAUGCUGCCAUCAUCCCAGGGGGCUUCGGUGUGGCUAAGAACCUGAGUGACUGGGCAGUGAAGAAUAAGGACUGUGCCGUCCAGCCAAAUGUAGAGAAGGUCAUCAAGGACUUUCACAAAGCUGGAAAGCCGCUGGGCAUGUGCUGCAUAGCGCCCAUCCUGGCUGGAAAAAUCCUGCCGGGCUGCGAGCUCACCGUGGGGCAGGACAAAGAGUGUGACAAGUGGCCAUAUGCUCAGACAGCAGGCGCCCUGAAAGACUUGGGCUGCAAACACGUGAACAAAGAUGUGGAAGAAGUUCAUGUUGACGCCAAAAACAAGCUGGUGACCACCUCUGCCUUCAUGUGCAACGCUCCCAUUCACAAAGUCUAUGAUGGAAUAGGUGUCAUGGUUAAAGAAACACUGAAACUGGCUUAACAAGAGUUUAAUCACAUUAUUGAUCUAUGGGGUGCUUUUUUCUUUCCUUUUUUCUAUCAAGCUUAUCAAGCUCUCUUACCUAUUUCCUACUUUUGUUUUGACCUGAUGUGAAACUUUGAAUGCCCUAACAAUUUCAAUAAAAGGUUAUAUAACAAAAACAACACAA
Messenger RNA from Oreochromis aureus, 983 nucleotides. RefSeq lists its product as uncharacterized. The transcript has 5 exons. Bases 143 to 817 code for a protein of 224 amino acids. Lineage: Eukaryota; Metazoa; Chordata; Actinopteri; Cichliformes; Cichlidae. The record is from RefSeq and is a predicted model, not a curated record.